AUGUCCCCUCCCGCGAUAAUAGCGCCCUCGAUUCUGUCGGCCGACUUUGCCGCGCUCGGCCAGGCGUGCGCCGACACGAUGGCCCAAGGCGCCGACUGGCUGCACGUUGACAUCAUGGACGGCCACUUUGUGCCCAACAUGACCUUCGGCGCCCCCGUCGUCACCAAGAUUCGCAAGCACGUCGACCCGCCCAAGGAGGCCUACGGCCGCGGCACCUUCGACUGCCACAUGAUGAUCGCCGAGCCCAAGCGAUGGGUCAAGGACUUCAAGGCCGCGGGCUGCAACCUGUACUGCUUCCACUACGAGGCCGCCGUCAACUCGACCGCCGCCGACUCGCCUGCUGGCACGAGCGACGCCAAGACGAGCCCGAAGGAGCUGAUCCGCUACAUCCACGAGCAAGGGCUGCAGGCUGGCAUCGCCAUCAAGCCCAAGACACCCGUCGAUGUGCUGUGGGAGAUCCUUGAGAACCCGGUGAAGGAAGAGGUGCCGGAUAUGGUCCUCGUCAUGACUGUCGAGCCCGGCUUCGGCGGCCAGUCUUUCAUGCCCGACCAGCUGCCCAAGGUCACGGCCCUGCGCGAGCGCUACCCGAACUUGCCCAUUGAGGUUGACGGCGGCCUUUCGGAGAAGACGAUCGCCCCCGCCGCCGACGCCGGUGCCAACGUCAUUGUCGCCGGUAGCGCCGUCUUUGGCGCCGCUGAUCCCGGCCAGGUUAUUGCUAGGCUCCGGGAGGAGGUGAACAGCAGAAGAAAGUGA
This is a messenger RNA of Lasiodiplodia theobromae, 753 nucleotides long. RefSeq names its product Ribulose-phosphate 3-epimerase. Gene Ontology annotation, molecular function: metal ion binding; D-ribulose-phosphate 3-epimerase activity. Gene Ontology annotation, biological process: pentose-phosphate shunt, non-oxidative branch; pentose-phosphate shunt; carbohydrate metabolic process. The record is from RefSeq and is a predicted model, not a curated record. The transcript is spliced from 3 exons. The coding region runs from base 1 to 753 and encodes 250 amino acids. Gene Ontology annotation, cellular component: cytosol. Lineage: Eukaryota; Fungi; Ascomycota; Dothideomycetes; Botryosphaeriales; Botryosphaeriaceae.